UGUGCUUUCUAUCUGAAGAGUGCCCUGAGGGCCAGUGUCCGAGUUGGUUUGCGAUUUCAGUCAAGCAGCCAGCCAUCUGCAGCUGUGUUGAAAGCAAGCCAAACUGCACCUGGAUUCAGUUUUGAACUCACAGAUGAGCAGAAAGAGUUCCAGGCUACGGCACGAAAGUUUGCUCGGGAGGAAGUGGCUCCAGCAGCUGCUGACUAUGACAGGAGCGGAGAGUAUCCUGUUCCCCUUAUUAAGAGAGCAUGGGAAUUGGGCCUGAUGAACACGCACAUUCCCGUGAGUUGCGAACUCAACAGAGUUGGAAACGCACCAGUUAGCUUUGCCACCAUUUGUGAUCCACAUCUUCUGACCAUUAACGAUGUAUUCGUCACCCUUUUUCUCUGCUCUGGUCUUGAUGCCAGCUACAUCGGAGCCAGCACCGGGUUCUGUCACACAGAGAUUAACAUGGGUCAGCGCUGCUCCGAUACCAGAGGUAUUGUCUUUGAAGAUGUGCGAGUACCUAAGGAGAAUGUCCUCAUUGGAGAGGGAGCUGGCUUCAAAAUUGCAAUGGGAGCAUUUGACAAAACCAGACCACCGGUUGCUGCUGGAGCAGUUGGUUUAGCCCAGAGAGCCUUGGAUGAAGCUACUAAGUAUGCCUUGGAAAGAAAAACCUUUGGAAGAUUACUCGCACAGCAUCAGGCAGUUUCCUUCCUGCUGGCAGACAUGGCCCUGAAGGUGGAAUUGGCACGGUUAGGUUACCAGAGGGCGGCCUGGGAAGUGGACCAGGGACGGAGGAACACUUACUACGCCUCCAUAGCAAAAGCCUUUGCGGGAGACAUUGCCAAUCAGGUUGCCAGUGACGCCGUCCAGAUCUUUGGGGGCAAUGGAUUCAACAGUGAAUAUCCUGUGGAGAAACUGAUGAGAGAUGCUAAAAUCUACCAGAUCUACGAAGGCACUGCUCAAAUCCAGAGAAUGAUCAUUGCACGACAACACAUCGAGAAAUACGAGCAGUGAAAGAUCCAUUUGUUUACAUUGAAUAAAUGCUUCACAAUGCAAUUCUGAUUCCUAGACUGACCCCACCACACAAACCCACUUUUCUUUCUAUGCAAUGUGGAGAGGAGUUAAAGUUUACUUUUGUUAAGAACAGGACCCUUCUUUAUGUCUGUAACAUUUUCUGAAAGUGCCUCAACAAUUUACGGUGAUGGGCACUGGAGAGAUUUUGGACCCAAGGGAAAUUUAGCGGCCGACUGCAAUCGAACAUAACAUUCUCAAAAUAAGAUGAACAAAUAAAUAGCUAAAAAUAAAGAAGUACUUCAAUCAAA
Rhincodon typus (whale shark) is the source of this 1307-nucleotide messenger RNA. It is a transcript of the gene acadm, whose product is annotated as acyl-CoA dehydrogenase medium chain. The annotation marks the transcript as partial. The transcript has 8 exons. The record is from RefSeq and is a predicted model, not a curated record. NCBI's taxonomy places the organism in Eukaryota, Metazoa, Chordata, Chondrichthyes, Orectolobiformes, Rhincodontidae. Gene Ontology annotation, molecular function: medium-chain fatty acyl-CoA dehydrogenase activity; flavin adenine dinucleotide binding. Gene Ontology annotation, biological process: fatty acid beta-oxidation; medium-chain fatty acid catabolic process. Gene Ontology annotation, cellular component: mitochondrion.